AUGAACAGUUUAUUCUUGAUAAUCGAUAGUUUAAUAAAUAUUUAUUUCUUUAUUAUGCAGAAUAUUAAAUUCUUCUUAUUCUACAUUCUAACUGAGGCUUAUACAUUUAGUACUAAUAUAGGUUUUCAUUGACUUUUACUAAUAGUUUAUUACUUAUUUUUAAUAAUAUAUUUAUAUAUGAGGAAUUACUUAAAAGAUUUAUGCUCUCCUCCCACAUCCACGUCCCCCCGCCCUGCAGUACUGCAGGGGGGGGAGGAAAAAUAUGAUAAUGGUCAAAGUUCUUUAACAGUGGUUAAUCAUCCUUUUUUAGCUAAAUAUAAUCUUUUUAAUUUUAGAUCUAAGUAUCCAGUUUUUUUUUGACUUUAUAUGAUAGUACUCUUACUAAAUUUAUGAUUUAUUUUUUUUAAAGCUUAUUGUUUAGGGGGAUUUCUAUAUCUUUUUUUUAAUGUUCUAGGACACUUGUUCUUAUUAAGUAAUUUGCUAAGGCUUAGCAAAUGAUUUAAUAAAAAACCAGAACUAGUUGAACAUGAGCUAAAAAUAAAGAUGGAUUAUUUUUUAUUCUUGUUUGUUUUUAUAGUAAUUCCGGUUUAUCUUUGAAUAUAUAUUGAUAAGACUAAGUCUAGUGAUUAUACGGGUAGACUGUUUUUUUGGGGGAUAGUAUGUGUAAUUAUAUAUUAUGUAUUACAAUUUAUUUUCAUGGAUAAAACUGAAGACAAGAGGGUAAAAUUUGUAGUUAGGCUAAAUUUAACUAUGUGCAUAGUAUGCAUAAUAUCUGUAUUACAGAGAGUAAUCUCCCUUGAAGACAUUAAUAUGUUAUAUUAUUCUAUUUAUCUUGAACCAACGACAAUGCUGCAUUUGAAAUCUCCUCAACAUAUUCUAGAUACUCUUAUACCAGCAGGACCAGCUCGACCUCAGGAUAUUGAUCCUGAACUACUCAAUCUCAGGAGGGCUGCUACUAAUGCUAGUCUCCGCCGUCAAAGUAGGUUUAUUGAAGAGCUAGUGAUGAAUACCAAUUGGGCAGAGACCCUUAUAGAAAACAUCUUUGGUCCUUAUGAUAUACAAACUACACAUACCUUUAAUCCUAAUGGAAGGGGGACUAUGAUUAAGAGUAUUUAUCAUCGCAGUCAGGAGACUCCACAGGAGUUCGUUAGAUAUUCUUUCACUCCGGGGAUUUGAUCUAAUAUUCGAACACGGUAG
Sordaria macrospora k-hell is the source of this 1197-nucleotide messenger RNA. Lineage: Eukaryota; Fungi; Ascomycota; Sordariomycetes; Sordariales; Sordariaceae. The record is from RefSeq and is a predicted model, not a curated record.